AUGGUGAUUAAUCCUCGAGGAUGGGAAGUUCCUCAGCAGAGCCCAUCCAGCACGAGGACAAGGAGCCAGUCGCCCUCAGCUGUAUUGGACGGACCAAGUUGUUGCCACCCGGAGGAACAUGCUGCUGCUGAUGUCUGGUGGGCGAGAUCUAGAAGAAGGGGAAGAGGGCUCGUGGAAACAGGAGGAGCAGGAGUAGCAGCGGAGGACAGGCCUGAGGAAGGAGGGCAAAACUUCACCACAGCCGCGAGUGAGAGAGACCCAGCCACAGGGAAAUGUUCCCUGUAG
This is a messenger RNA of Ectocarpus sp. CCAP 1310/34, 285 nucleotides long. NCBI's taxonomy places the organism in Eukaryota, Phaeophyceae, Ectocarpales, Ectocarpaceae. The record is from the annotation of a GenBank genome assembly.